Molecule: messenger RNA, 1245 nt
Organism: Drosophila kikkawai
Lineage: Eukaryota; Metazoa; Arthropoda; Insecta; Diptera; Drosophilidae
Product: voltage-dependent anion-selective channel-like
Biological process (GO): monoatomic anion transmembrane transport
Cellular component (GO): mitochondrial outer membrane
Molecular function (GO): voltage-gated monoatomic anion channel activity
Source: RefSeq, a predicted model, not a curated record
AUCAAACUGAGUACUGCUGAAGUUUCUUGUCUAGAAACUAAAAUUAAAAAUUUUUCUUGAAAUAUGUAGCUCCUUCUGGUUUUUGUCGGUACAAAAUUUAAAUGUAGUAUUUCGUUUAGUAUUCUAAACCUGAAACAAAUUAAAAAAAAAAUAAAAUUUCAAAAAAGCAUGGAGAAGUUGAAGAAUUUUUUCCGGUGCAAGAGGCGUAAAAGUGAGGCCGCCGAAAAAAAAGAUGAGAAAGCUCCUCCUCCCCAAGAAGAAGGCCAAGAAGAAUCCCAAGGAGAUCACGUAAAGGAAAAUUUGGUACCAAUAGUGCAGCCGCCGACGGUGGAGGGCGAGGUGCCCUCAUACUUCCAAGUGAAUGCACUGGCGAAUAUGUCUCUCCUUAAUGGCUACGAGAACGGCGUGUGGAAGCUGCAAACCACCACCAAGACAAAGAGCGAUCUCUUUCUGAGCAGCUUUGGCGAGGGCUAUCCGUUCCUAAACAACGCCUAUGGCGGUGUGGAGGCGUUACAGGAGAUGGGUCCAUUCCACGCCGCCCUCUGCUGGCUGACUAACCAGGAGUUUCUGUUGGACCUCGGUGCAAACGAUGAGGCCCUUAGCGGGCAAUGGUUUUCCGUCCUGAAAUUUGGAGCCGCCACGGCAGAAGAAUUGCAGUUUACGGCCAAGUUAAGAUUAGGCUUCGAGCGCAAUCCCAUUAAGAUGGAACUAGAAGUACCUAUUUACCGGCAACCCCUUUUAAAGGGCUACCUUAUGGUGGUUCCUGUCGAACAUUUUGCGUUGGGCUAUCGAACGGUCUUUGAUGUCAAUGACAAGAAGUUCGGCAUGCACGCCUUUUGCGUUGGGUUUAAUAAUCAGUCCACUGAAAUAAGCCUCAAAUUAGAGAAUUUCGAGCAUCUGCGAGGUACGAUCUUUCAGCGCCUUUUUGGAAAGUGGGCCUUAGCCUUAAAGACCGACAUAUAUGGCAACGUGGAUCAGAGGAAUUUACACGUUGGGUGUCAGUACGAAUGGGGGCCGGGAACACUGAUAAAGACCAAAAUAAGGGGCGAUGCUCGUUUGGGCUUCAUCGUUGAGCGAAAACUCAGUGAAGCUAUUAGGAUGGUCUAUAACUGCAGCUUUGAUGGAAAAGACCCACUAAAUGGAGAGAUUAGGAUGGGCGCUGCCUGGUAUUUCAACUUAAUGUAAAGGUAAAUGAUUUUUUACUACUUUAAAUCAUUUGGCAAAUAUACAUAUUUCAAAGCAUUA